Zootermopsis nevadensis is the source of this 1841-nucleotide messenger RNA. RefSeq names its product aldehyde dehydrogenase 1A1. NCBI's taxonomy places the organism in Eukaryota, Metazoa, Arthropoda, Insecta, Blattodea, Termopsidae. The record is from RefSeq and is a predicted model, not a curated record. Gene Ontology annotation, molecular function: oxidoreductase activity, acting on the aldehyde or oxo group of donors, NAD or NADP as acceptor.
UGUGAUACGUGCUUCAGAUAUUUAGACGAGCGUUACACAUCAGUACAACGUCCUCAGAAGUUGUUUUCGUGUUAUGUGUUGUGUCUGUGAUUCAGUAUGUGUUUUAUUUACUUGUCUCAAUCUAUGCUCCUCCUGAGAACGACAAGCAGCAGUUGGCGUCGGUCGCUUGACUGGAACAGGUGGUGCGGAAACAUGGCUAACAGAAACCCACAGAUCAAAUAUACCAAGUUAUUCAUCAACAAUGAGUUUGUGGACUCUGCUUCUGGAAAGACAUUCCCUACUUUGAAUCCAACAAAUGAGAAAAAAAUAGCAGACAUUGCAGAAGCUGACAAGGCUGAUGUUGAUCAUGCUGUUGCAGCAGCCAAUGCAGCAUUCAAGAUUGGUUCAGAAUGGAGAAAGCUGGAUGCAUCAACUCGUGGAAAACUUAUAAACAAGUUGGCCACUUUAAUUGAGAGGGAUGUUGAAUACAUUGCCAGUCUGGAGACACUAGACAAUGGAAAACCAUAUGGGGAUUCUGUGUUUGACAUUGGUUGUGCCGUCGACACUUUCCGCUACUAUGCUGGUUGGUGUGAUAAGAUUCAUGGUAAUACCAUUCCUGCAGAUUUUGAACUGUUCAGCCUGACACGCAAAGAACCAGUUGGUGUAGUGGGGCAGAUCGUCCCCUGGAACUACCCCAUUCUGAUGCUGUCUUGGAAAUGGGGUCCAGCACUUGCUACUGGAUGUACCAUUAUUUUUAAACCUGCAGAACAGACACCUCUUACUGCUCUUUAUGUUGCUGCCCUCGGCAAAGAGGCUGGUUUUCCAGCAGGUGUCAUAAAUGUCCUGACGGGCUAUGGGCCAACUGCAGGUGCUGCCAUUGCAUCCCAUUCAGACAUCAACAAAGUUGCAUUCACUGGUUCCACACAGGUUGGACGGCUGAUCUUGGCAGCUGCAGCAAAUUCUAACUUGAAACGAGUCUCACUGGAGUUAGGAGGAAAAAGCCCUUUGGUUAUAUGUUCUGAUGCAGAUGUGGAUGAAGCAGUGGAAAUUGCACAUGGAGCCAUAUUUAACAACCAUGGUCAGAACUGCUGUGCUGGCUCCAGAACCUUUGUGCAGGAAGAGGUGUAUGACGAGUUCGUGAAAAAGGCUGUAGCUAAGGGGACAAGUAGGAAAGUUGGUGACCCAUUCGCUGAUGGCAUUCAGCAAGGUCCACAGGUGGACGAUGAGAUGUUCAACAGAGUUUUGUCAUUAAUUGAGUCUGGGAAAGCUGAAGGAGCCAAAUUGGACUGUGGCGGUGGUCGGUGGGGUAAAGAGGGCUAUUUCAUUCAACCCACUGUCUUCUCCAAUGUCACUGACAAUAUGAGAAUUGCCAAAGAAGAGAUCUUUGGUCCUGUGCAAUGUAUAAUCAAGUUUAAAACUCUUGAGGAAGUGAUAGAGCGGGCAAAUGAUACUAGUUAUGGGCUGGCAGCUGGAAUUGUUACCAGGGACAUCAAUAAAGCCCUGAUAUUUGCUCAGUCUGUUAAAGCUGGCUCAGUGUGGGUGAACUGUUAUGAUGCAGUUGUGCCACAAGUUCCAUUUGGUGGCUACAAGCAGUCAGGUUUUGGGAGAGAGUUAGGAGAAGAUUCCUUGAAGGAGUACCUUGAAGUGAAGUCUGUGACCAUAAAGAUGCCUUACAAGAUCUGAACAGGUUGCAGUCAUGCAAGAGUUGGGUUAUUGCAGCCAGCUGUGAAUUGAACAGAAAUUUAUUUUAAUGUUUUUAAAGGUGAAUUGGUUAAUUUCUCUUCUCUGGUGAUGGUGUUUGUUUCAUGUCUCACUGUUGCCUUUUUACAAGUAUGAAAUAAAUAUUUGUUACUCAUCGCUUU